UAACACCGGAACUGUGAUGUUCGGACCGCUGCAGCCCUACACUCCACAACACUAUUAUUGUUCAUAUAUGAUUCAUUUCACUUCUCUCAAGUUUUCCUGCCAUGACGCUCUGGAUUCCCACUAAAAGAGAGAAAUAUGGAGUGGCUAUCUAUAACUAUGACGCCAAAGGACAGCCAGAGCUGAGUCUUCAGGUUGGGGACACGGUACACAUACUUGAGACGUUUGAAGGGUGGUACCGAGGAUACACACUACGACAGAAAUCACAAAAGGGCAUUUUUCCUGCCAACUAUAUUCAUCUGAAAGAAGCGAAAGUUGAGGGAACUGGGAAACAAGAGACUGUCGUACCUACAGAUUUGCCCUUGGUCCAGGAACUUGGCACCACACUACGGGAAUGGACACAAAUAUGGCACAAUCUUUACGUGAACAACAAGACCACGCUGUUCCGGAACGUUCAGCAGAUGGCCUACAGUCUGAUCGAGUACCGCUCGCAGAUUGUGUCCGGCACGCUUCCCAAUGACGAACUUGUGGAGCUGAGGAAGAAAGUCACUGCAAAAAUCGACUAUGGAAACAGGAUUCUGGGUCUUGAUUUAGUGGUGCGCGAUGAAGCCGGAAACACCUUAGAUCCCGAGCGCACCAGCACGGUCAGUCUGUUCAGGGCUCACGAGAGCGCAUCCCUCAGUAUUGAUGAGAGGAUACAGGAGGAGAAGAUGCGGCUUCAGAGCCUGGAGAAGCGGCGUCAGGCCCUCUUCAGCGGCGUGCACACGUACAGCAUCCUAAUGAAUCUCAAAAACUUUGUAUGCAACAUCGGCGAAGACGCAGAACUCUUCAUGUCAUUAUAUGAUCCUGACAAGUCUGAGUUUAUUAGUGAAAACUUCCUGGUGCGGUGGGACAGCACAGGCAUGCCGAAAGAGAUCGAAAAACUCAACAACCUUCCUGCACUCUUUACGGAUCUGAGCAGCAGUGACCUCAUCAGACAGCGCCUCUUCCUGGUGUGUCAGAUCAUCCGUGUGGGAUGCAUGGAGCUGAAGGACGGAAAGAAACACACAGGAGGGCUGAGGAGGCCGUUUGGAGUUGCAGUCAUGGAUAUCACAGAUAUAGCCCAUGGGAAAAUUGAUGAUGAUGAUAAGCAGUAUUUCAUCCCUUUUCAACAGAUUGCCAUGGAAACGUACAUCCGUCAGAGGCAGCUAAUCAUGUCUCCUCUCAUCCCGUCUCGUGUCAUUGGUGAGAACGAGCCACUGGCUGUCGUCUUCAACAAGGUCAUCGCAACGCGAGAGGUCAACCACAAAGGACAGGGUUUGUUUGUGACCCUAAAGUUGCUCCCUGGAGAUGUGUUUCAGGUUAAAAAAGAUUACCCUCAUUUUGUGGAUCGCACAACAGCUAUAGUCCGGAAAAUGGGCUUUCCUGAAAUUAUCCUGCCAGGUUAUGUAAGGAAUGAUAUAUAUGUAACACUUCUACAAGGAGAAUUUGAUCGUGGCAAGAAGAAGACCCCCAAAAAUGUAGAAGUUAUAAUGAGCGUGUUGGAUGAAGAAGGAAAUCCCAUGGAGAAAGCCAUGUUUCCUGGAGCUGGUUAUGAAGGGAUCACUGAAUAUAAGUCUGUCAUCUACUAUCAAGUCAAGCAGCCCUGCUGGAAUGAGACUGUUAAGGUGGCCAUUCCUAUUGAGGAUGUGUGUCGAUGUCACCUGAGGCUGACCUUUAGACACAGAUCUUCUCAAGAUUCCAGAGAUAAGUCUGAGAAGCCUUUUGGCAUGGCCUUUAUUCGUCUGAUGAAGUCGGAUGGCACCACACUCCCAGAUGGAAAACACGAUCUCAUUGUCUACAAGGUGGAUGUGAAGAAAACCGAUGAUGCCAAGACGUAUUUGACUCUGCCUGGCUCGUAUGCUGAAGUGGAAGAGAAAGAGAGACAAACGGGAAAAUCCUUCCAUCAUGCCGGUCUCAUUCCUACCACCAAAGACAGCUUCCAGAUCGCCACCCUCACCUGCUCUACAAAGCUUACUCAAAACGUUGACCUUCUGGGGCUUCUCAACUGGAGAUCAAACACAGAGAGACUUGAAGAAAUUCUUCAGAAACUGAUGGAAGUAGAUGGAGGCGAGAUUAUUAAAUUCCUGCAGGACACACUAGACGCUCUCUUUAAUAUCAUGAUGGAGACCUCCGAGGAAGAAACCUAUGAUACACUAGUUUUCAAUGCCUUGGUUUUUAUCAUCUCACUGAUUGGUGACGUAAAGUUUCAGCAUUUCAACCCUGUUUUGGAGACCUACAUUAGCAAACACUUCAGCGCUACUCUGGCGUAUCAGAAAUUGACCAAAGUGUUGAAUUAUUUUGUGGGCCAUGCUGAGAACCCGGCUCAUACAGAGCGACUAUACGCCGCCUUGAAAGCCUUCAAAUAUCUUUUCCGUUUCAUUGUGCAGUCUCGAAUACUCUAUUUGAGGUUUUAUGGGAAAAGUGAAGAUGCAGGGCAGUUUCUCGACUCCAUUCGGACCUUAUUUCUCUCAAUCAGCAAUCUGAUGGACAGACCUCUGGAUGAAGGAGUUAAGAUAAAGGGAGCAAUCUUGAAAUAUCUCCCCACCAUCAUCAAUGAAUUACAGAAGGUCUUUGACGCUGUAGAGCUCAGUGUUCAGCUGGCUAAGUUCAUCGAGAGCAUCCCGGAUUUUCAGAUGGUGAGGCAGAAGCUGGGCUGUCUGGUGAAAAUUGUUGAGAGUAACCUGUUCAAACAGCCAGACUGCAGAGAUGUUUUGUUGCCCCUGAUCACAGAUCAGCUGAGUGGACAACUGGACGAUCACUCCAACAAACCCGAUCUUGAGGCGUGUGUUCAGCUGCUGAGCACUGUACUGGACAUGCUGGACUGCAAAAACGUGGGUCCCACGUCCGGUCAUGUGAAGUUAAUCGUGGACCGUCUCUUGCGGAGAGUCAACCGUACGGUCAUCAGCCUGAGCUUGGACUCUCCCUUCAUAGGCCACUACCUGGCAUGCAUGACCGCUAUCCUGAAACAAAUGGAAGACGCGCAUUAUGCACAAUACAUCAGCACCUUCAAAACCAGACAGGACAUUAUCGAUUUUCUAAUGGAGACUUUCAUCAUGUAAAAUCUGAUGGGCAACGUGUUUCCGCCUGACUGGAUGAUCCUGAAUCUUCUCCAAAUGAAAGUCUUCCUGCGGGCGAUAGACCAGUACUCUGAUGUUCUCAACAAGUACUUUCUGGAAUCCGCUCACUUCCACUUACAGCUUUGGAACAACUACUUUCACCUGAUUGUUGCCUUCCUUACCCACAAGUCCUUGCAGCUGGAAUCCUUCUCGCUUGAGAAACGAGACAAGAUUCUCAACAAGUGCGGAGACAUGCGGAAAAGGCUCGGCUUUAAGCUGGGAGAAAUGUGGCAGAAUCUUGGCCCAGAGAAGAUAAAGUUUAUCCCUGCAAUGGUUGGGCCGAUCCUGGAAGCCACGUUAGUGCCUGAGCCUGACCUGAGGAAAGCCACCAUCCCCAUCUUCUUUGACAUGAUGCAGUGUGAACACAAUGUCAGCUCCAACCACACCUUUCAGAAGUUUGAGAAUGAGCUAAUCACAAAACUGGACCAGGAAGUUGAAGGAGGCCGUGGUGAUGAACAAUACAAGAUUCUGCUGGAAAAAAUACUGUUGGAGCGCUGUCGGCCGCAUCGGUAUCUGCGUCAGUCUGGUGAGGAGUUGGCUCUGCUCUUGAGUAGUCUGCUGGAGAACCUGCUGGCCUACCGCACCAUCAACCACGACGAGAGCCCUGAGCUCCGCAUGAGCUGCACUGUCAACGUCCUGAACUUUUACAAAGAAAAGAAAAGGGAGGAUAUUUAUAUCCGAUAUUUGUACAAGUUACGUGAUCUACAUCUGGCCUGUGAGAAUUACACCGAGGCUGCCUACACCCUGCUGCUGCAUGCUGAACUGUUGGAGUGGUCCGACAAGCCGUGCGCGCCCCACCUGAUCCCACGGGACGGAGCUCAGGGCUGGACACAACAAGAGCUGAAGGAAAGACUUUUUCAGGAAAUCAUGUGCAAUCUGGACAAAGGCAAAAUGUGGGAGAAGGCCAUCGAGAUGGCCAAACAGCUUGUUAAACUUCACGAAAACCAAAUGUUUGAUUUCAUAGAGCUCAGUCAACUGCUGAAACAGCAGGCACAGUAUUAUGAGAACAUCAUGCACGCUAUGAGACCUCAGCCCGAAUAUUUCGCCGUGGGAUACUACGGUCAAGGUUUCCCCUCCUUCCUCAGGAACAAAAUGUUCAUCUAUCGCGGUAAAGAGUAUGAGUGGCUGGAAGACUUUAACCUCAAGCUGAUGUCUCAGUUUCCCAAUGCAGUGAAGAUAACCAGCACAUCGCCCCCUGGUGACAACAUCACUAACUCACCCGGUCAACAUAUUCAGUGUUUUACAGUGAAGCCUGUCCUAACUUUACCUUCACAGUUCAAGGACAAGGGAGUUCCUGAACAAAUCCUCAAGUAUGAAUCAACACCCUCGUCACAAUUCAAAUCUAUUGUAAAUCAUGCUGUUAUAGAUCUUAUUUCCCUCUGUUGUUUUCCCAGUUACUACAGGACGAACGAGGUGGACAAGUUCCAGUAUUCAAGACCGUUUAGGAAAGGAGAAAAAGAUCCUGAUAAUGAGUUUGCGACCAUGUGGAUCGAAAGGACCACUUUUAUUACUGCAUACCGCUUUCCAGGAAUCCUCAAGUGGUUUGAAGUGAAAUCCAUGUCUGUGGAAGAGAUCAGCCCUUUGGACAACGCCAUAGAAACCAUGGAGCUGGCCAAUGAGAAGCUGAGUAAUCUGGUACAGCAGCAGGCGUGUGACCGCUCUCUUCCUGUGCACCCGCUCUCCAUGAUGCUCAAUGGAAUCGUGGACCCGGCUGUCAUGGGCGGCUUUUCCAACUAUGAGAAGGCGUUUUUCACAGACGCCUACAUGAAGAAGAACCCCGACCACCUGGAGCGCAUUGAAGUCUUAAAACACCUGAUUGCAUUGCAGGUCCCUUUGCUUGAUGAGGGAAUUCGGAUCCACGGAGAGAAAUCCACGGAGCAGCUCAAACCCCUUCACAACAGAAUCGUCUCCUGCUUCCAGGACCUGCGUGCCAAAGUGGAGAAACUCUAUGGCGUCAUUACUCUACCCUGCUCUCUGACCGAAAAGAAAAAGAGUCGCGUGGGGUCGAUGGUGAUGCCAUACAUCAUGUCCUCCACGCUCAGACGGAUGUCCACCAUCUCAAACGCCUCCUCGGGACACUCCAGCGGCUCAGGCUCUUCAGACGGACACUCCUCCAGGCCUGCAUCCCAGGAUUCGCUGCUCUCCCGCGUGAGCGACAGCAGGGUUUCGGUUCUGUCCCGCUCAGAGGAAGAUAAUCGGAUAAGUAAGAAGAACAGGAAGGAAUGGAGCAUGAGCAAGUCUCAGGUCUUACUGGAGCGACCCGCUGACACAGACCAGAUUCCUCCAGAGAAGCAGCCAAGGCCGAAAAGUCUGACGAUAGGGGACCGGAGACUCACGCUGUCGCUGUUUCAUGGAGAAUCAUCCAAUUUGACUUUACACAACCCACUCAGCCCUCUGCCUGCCACACCACACACACCGCGCAGCUCGAGUUAUACAUGUCUCCCGAGCGAGAGUGAUUUCAGCACACCCGACAUCACGAACAUCCCUCCACCAAUGCCUCCCAAGAAACACACUCACGAGAGCGAGAGCAUCUAUAACUCUACUUCUGAGUUCACGCCUCCUUUACCGACGAAAGCUGAAAUCAAGCCUCCACCGCCGCCACCCAAAACACGCAAGUCCAUGUUUUCCACUUACGAGAGCAAUCCACAAUAAAGACACUCCGGUUCUCCUGAGGAUCUGUCAGCGUCCCACUUAUAGAGGAAAAACAUCUGAACGGUACUAUUCUGAGCUGCGAUUUGUGAUGAAAAUUUGAUUGAAGAUUAUCAUUACAUUUUUUGGUAGCAAAACAGCAAAGUUUUUUUAUUUGGAAAUGAACUGAGAAAUAUAUUUAUUCAACACUGCUGUGCAGGAACGUGACCAAAGGUUGGUUUGAAUGUUUAAAUCGGCCUCACAUCCACUGGAUUCGUUCGUUUAUCUAGACCUGUAGCUGUGCCUUAUGAAAAGAGAUAUUUAAAGUUAUUGAAGUUUUUACUUCCUCGGUGCACAUAUUCACUUUGCACAUUGCUCAUAAUUGUUGAGUUGUGCAUUCAUGCCAUUAAACCUUUUCUAGUUGAACUUGUUGAACCAAGGACUAAGAAAAGACUGAUUGUGUUUGCGUUUUCACUGUUUAGAGCUAUAUCUAGGCAUUUAAGAAAGACUGUGAUUUAAAUCAGUAUAAUAAUGCAAGUUUUAUCAAAUUGAAAAACAGAAUUCAGCUAGAUGAAGCGUAGUUCUUCAGGGAACGGUACAUGUAUUUUGGAGCUGGUUCCAUGCUUGGGACGGCCCUGAUUUGGAUCAACAUACUCAUCUAUGGAACACGCUAGCCUAGGAAGGUUUGCUGGUUCAUGUACCUCAAUUCAGAAUAUCACUUCAGCUGUAUUUGUAUUUUUCUCUUCCAUUGUGAUAGAAUGCAGCUGCAAAUUUGGAUUUGUAAAGUAUUCAUUGUAAUGAUUUUCAAAACAGGUACGUAUAAACAUCCGAAUAGCAGGAGUUCACAGUUCACCAGGUAAAAAAUACAUGGCAUUAAUGUUGUUUGUAAUGGGUUCUCAUAUUAAGGUAAUUUGCAUAAAGAUCGCAUAGUUUUGUACUUUAAGAGUGUGUUUUUCUUUUUUGCAAUUAUGAUAAUAUUUAAUUGAUGUGCACAUGGGAGAUUCUAUUUCUGAAUUAAAUGUUUUGUACAUUCUUUGUUAAACCAUGACAUUUUCAGAACAAAUGUGAUAGAAAUGACACAAAAUUCCAGAACAAUGUUUUUAUAAAGGGAUUGUAGGUGUAAAUAUAGAAUUUUUCUUGACAGAAUUAUUUAAACUUGAAGCUGUAAUUUAAAUUAGAUUUAAAUGAAUGAAUUUGUGUUUUUAUUUUGAAUUUGUUCAUUCUGAACAACAAUACAGUCCACUGGGAUUCUGGCCUGGAUCAUUUCAACAUUCAAAAUUUUUUCAGUUUAGUAAAUGAAUGUUUUUUAUGUAAUUAUUUGCGUUUUUUUGUCAGAGUUUGCAGUUUUUCCACCUGCUGGCAGAAACCGUAAAGCCAAUGGACAACAACCAAUCAGUUUAUUGAGUAUUUUUGCACUCUAGUUUAAAUAAAAGUGCCAAAAAAAUCUUGAA
Messenger RNA from Pimephales promelas (fathead minnow), 7213 nucleotides. NCBI's taxonomy places the organism in Eukaryota, Metazoa, Chordata, Actinopteri, Cypriniformes, Leuciscidae. The record is from RefSeq and is a predicted model, not a curated record.